AUGAGCGAGAAGCGCUGGGAUGCUGCAGCCAGCUGGGAUAGUGAGGAAAGGGACUGGAGACAUUCAUGUACUACGUUAUCCAGGAGAGACGGUUUGUUCUUGCAGGAAAAGACUGUACCAAUUCCUGAAAAACUGAAUGAGUGGGCCCCACGACCUCCCCCGGAGUUUGUUAGAGAUGUGAUGGGUUCCAGUGCUGGAGCUGGCAGUGGGGAGUUUCAUGUGUACCGGCAUCUUCGUCGGCGAGAGUACCAGAGGCAAGAUUUCAUGGAUGCCAUGGCUGAGAAGCAAAAACUAGAUGAGGAAUUCCAGAAGAAACUGGAGAGGAAUAAGAUGAUUGCGGAAGAACAAACAGCAAAACGCAGAAGGAAGCGUCAGAAGUUAAAAGAGAAGAAACUGCAAGCUAAGAAAAAUAAACUUGAACAAAAGAAGCAGGAAAAAGAAUCUGAUCAAUCUCAAGAGCAAGCAAGCAGCGAGGAUGAUGAAGAUAGCAAGGAGGAGGAAGAGAAGGAAGAUGACGCUGAAGAGCCAAGUUUCGUAAUGGGAAGAGGAUGAGGCCUUUCAGGGACAGCUGGAAACACUGUUCAUUGCUUUAUAUUCAGGAGCAUGAAAGCCUUUCAUCUCAGCCAAGCAGAACCCAUUGGCGUAUGUUAUAUCUGCUUAAUGGUGAAUGACCUUCACAUCACCAGUUCAAGAGCUAUUGAUAGAGAAAUGCCAAAUAAGAGAUUUUUUCUUAACUGCUUGUAUAACUGCUGUGCAGUCUGCUCCAAGUUUGCUCUAAAGAGUCAGCCAUAAGUCUCUGUGACCCUAGAGUUCUUUCUAACAUGGCCCAGGGUGUUCUUCUGUCUGAAAGCUAAAACAUACCCGUUACCAUUUAAGGAGAAGACUACUGUGAGGGCUACGUAUUCUACUUAUGUCAAAGUUGGUGGCCAUGGGAUACCUGAAUCUAAGGGAGCUGUUUAGCCUAAAGUAGAAAAGUGGUCUGUAGCCAGACUUCCCUGCACUGUGAGUGUUCUGAAUCUGGGGUUUUGUAUGGGGUCAUCUCUAACCCAAAGAAAUCAGUUUAUGUUGCUAGACAAGUUCUGUACGUUUUUAAGCAGGAUCCCUUUUUUAUUGCUAAAACUUUCCCUAUUACUUUUCUUCUGUGUUUUUUUUAAAUGAAUAAAGGGGACGUAUUGGAUUUUUCUGUCUGCUUUUAUUUGAAUAGGAUUUUGGUAAAAUGAAGAGCUGCUUGCAGUGCUGGAGAAAGGAACAAAAAGAUGGAGUGAUGUGGCAUCUAUGAAAAUGUGUUAGAAGCUGCAUUUUGCGAACUUUUGGUUUUGGGAUUAGAACGAUAUUAAAGUUUUCCAAAAGGC
Messenger RNA from Struthio camelus australis, 1352 nucleotides. Lineage: Eukaryota; Metazoa; Chordata; Aves; Struthioniformes; Struthionidae. The record is from RefSeq and is a predicted model, not a curated record.